Messenger RNA from Aplysia californica (California sea hare), 759 nucleotides. RefSeq lists its product as uncharacterized. Gene Ontology annotation, biological process: mitochondrial fission. The record is from RefSeq and is a predicted model, not a curated record. Gene Ontology annotation, cellular component: mitochondrion. NCBI's taxonomy places the organism in Eukaryota, Metazoa, Mollusca, Gastropoda, Aplysiida, Aplysiidae.
GCUAUGGGUGCGCCGUGGGAGAGGCGCUUCGAAAUCGUAUGUGUGACGACUGCGUGGACACUUGUUACGGCGCUUGUGGCGUCUUCAUGGUCGCUCACGUUUUCUUCAAUGGGUUGUCUGCUUUGAUGACGGGAAAAGGCGUCGUGAUCACUAUUGUGGACACUUGUAUCUUCGAGUUUCUCGCUUCUCUCGUCAUCCCGACAUUUAUCAGCUACAACACGCGACGCAUAGUGAGGAAAAUAGUCCACAAUGUGCGUGAUACGCCAGUGCCAGUGAUCAAAUGGGGUCCUACAGUGGCCGCUCUGCUAGCCCUGGCUGUGUCUAUGAAGCCUGUGGAUGGCGUGGUGGACUUGAUGCUCUCUGCUACCAUCAGUUUUGUGAUCACACCGAAAUAUGCACAUACGCUACUUCUCCGUCGGGGGUUGUUAUGUACCGAUAUCGGUACUAAAUACAUACAUUCGUACUUUUAAGAAUAUAAGAAAGUAGGCUACUGCUAAAAGAAAGUCUCCCUCUCGCACACUUUCACGCCCCGACCCCACCCCCUUUUUAAUGGGGUUGAAUUAACAGCAUCUAAACUUAGAAGAUACAUUAUUACCGACUCUUCGAAUUCUCGUGCUCAUAGUUUCUUGUAGUUUUCUCAAAAACUAAUAUUAACUACAAUGGUUAUAGUUUCGCACUAGGGAACUAAAAGUUCAAGAAGAGCAGUCAAAACAUUAGAAUCUGGUCAAUAUAAAUUUGAUUCACUUUCGAAACUGAAAA